Molecule: messenger RNA, 4162 nt
Organism: Stegastes partitus (bicolor damselfish)
Lineage: Eukaryota; Metazoa; Chordata; Actinopteri; Pomacentridae
Gene: rims1a
Product: regulating synaptic membrane exocytosis 1a
Exons: 29
Coding region: 1-4140 (1379 amino acids)
Biological process (GO): regulation of synaptic plasticity; intracellular protein transport; regulation of synaptic vesicle exocytosis
Cellular component (GO): cytoskeleton of presynaptic active zone; presynaptic membrane
Molecular function (GO): transmembrane transporter binding; small GTPase binding
Source: RefSeq, a predicted model, not a curated record
AUGUUCGCCUCGGUGGGCCCUCGGGGCGGCCCGCGCCCACCCGUCGCCCCGGCCAUCCCGGAGCCGGACCUCAGCCAUCUGACGGAGGACGAGAGGAAGAUCAUCAUGGCUGUGCUGGCUCGGCAACGGGAGGAGGAGGCAAAGGAGGAGGCCAUGUUAAAAGAAGAGAAGCCCAUCCAAGCAAGAACGGUGAACCUGGUUGGGCAGAAGAAACCUCCGCAGCAAAACGACGUCCGAGGUAUCCAGCAGCAGUUGUCCAGCUACAGGGAGACAGUGAUCCGGCAGGCCUCGGCGGCGGCGGGCUCGGCCGUUCACCGGGACGAUGCACCAACCUGCGGCAUCUGCCACAAGACCAAGUUUGCAGACGGCUGUGGGAACCUGUGUUCGUACUGCCAGACCAAGUUCUGCGCCCGUUGUGGGGGGCGAGUCUCGCUGCGAUCCAACACGGAGGAGAAAGUGGUGAUCUGGGUGUGCAAUAACUGCCGGAAGCAGCAGGAGAUCCUGACCAAGCCAGGCGAGUGGUUCACUGGUCCUCCGGGGAAGACUGCCGGCCUCGGUUCAGCCGUCAGCGAGCCGUCUGUGUGCCAAACGCCCGGGGAUAAGAAGCUCCGAUCUCGCUCGCAAGCACCCCCGGGCUCCACCGCUGCAAUCCAAGACCCCAACCGACCGAGCACAGCCGGGACUCUACCUGGCACCGAUGCUCGGUCACUUAGCGAACCACCACGAGACACGAGAAAUGGACGGGGAGCUGCAGGAGCUGGUCGGGGCGAGCGGCGGCAGGGCCAGCCCAGGCUACAGACCCAGGUGUCCAUGGACCGGGACCUGCGGGGGGAGUCCAGGGAGCGCAGGGACAACUGGCGGCAGACAAAGGGACGCUCUCUGGAGCACGAUCCAGUGGGUGGAGGUGGGGGAGCGAGGCGGACAGAAGAGGGGGGUUACCACCACAUGGACCACAGCGGUGGCCCCCCUCGACAAGCAGGGCAGGUCCCUCCUGGAGGCAGGGGCCACCCUGUGCCCGGGCAGGGUCGUGGCAUGGGCAUAGGGGAGGUCGGGGACGGCACUCGACCUGGACAGAGGACGGUGGGCGGGGUAGGUGGGCCGCAUGAACACACUCUUUUGCAGCAAGGCCAACCCCCUGAACUCAGAGAGCCUUCUGGUUCAGGCCCCGGCUCAGCCCCUGGCCAGGGACCAGUAGUGAGACGGACCAAAAGGGAAAAGGCCGAGAGCAUGCUGCGCAAUGAUUCCCUAAGCUCUGACCAAUCAGAGUCUCUGCGUCCUCCACCACCGCGGCCCCACAAGUCAAAACGAGCCCUGGGGGCCGGAGGGAAGAGACAGACCAGCGUCAGCAGUUCAGAGGAGGAAGGAGGGACCACGCCUGAGUACAGCAGCUGUGAGGAUGCUGAGAUCGAAAGUGUCAGCGAGAGAGGCGACUGGGAGUGCUACCCACAUGACCCCACUGUUUGGCAUCAUCCUGUAACCUGGCAGCCGUCCAAAGAGGGAGACCAUCUGAUUGGACGAAUCACCCUCAGCAAGAGGAGCGCCACCAUGCCUAAAGAAGCCGGAGCUUUGCUGGGGUUAAAGGUGGUGGGAGGCAGAGUAACGGAGUCAGGGAGAUUAGGUGCCUUCAUCACCAAAGUCAAGAAGGGAAGCCUGGCUGACGUGGUGGGACAUCUCAGAGCAGGGGAUGAGGUUUUGCAGUGGAACGGGAAGCUGUUACCGGGGGCGACCAUGAAGGAAGUUUACAACAUCAUCCUGGAAUCUCAAGCCGAGCCUCAAGUGGAGCUUGUGGUAUCCAGGCCUAUUGGGGUGUAUAGAAAAUAUCAUGAUAUCCCAAGAAUCCCCGACACGCCCCACCCUCCAUUAGAAUCUACAGGUUCCAGUUCUUUUGAGUCCCAGAAGAUGGAGAGACCGUCCUUAAAUGUCCUAUCUCCCUCCAGUCCCGGGAUGCUCCAAGACGCUCCACAGUUAAUGCCAGGGCAACUCUCAGUGAAGCUGUUGUACGACAAAGUGGGUCACCAGCUAAUAGUCAACGUGCUGCAGGCUGUGGAUCUUCCUCUUCGGCCUGACGGGCGACCCAGGAGCCCCUACGUCAAAAUGUACUUCCUCCCCGACCGCAGUGACAAGAGCAAACGAAGGACGAAAGCAGUGAAGAAGACCUGUGAGCCCAGGUGGAACCAGACAUUCGUCUACACUCACGUCCAUCGCAGGGAUUUCCGCAAACACAUGCUGGAGCUGACUGUGUGGGACCAACCCAGGUCACCAGAGGAGGACAGCAUCUUUAUGGGAGAGAUCCUGAUAGAGCUGGAGACGGCCUUACUGGACGACAAGCCUCACUGGUAUCCACUCCAAACACAUGAUGUCUCAUCCAUACCGUUGCCUCGACCCUCCCCCUACCUGCCCAGACGACACACACACACAGACGCCCCUGGCAAGAAACUGCAGCGUUCUCAACGUGUAACAGAGGCUGAAUUUGAUGAGGGUACAGCAGUAAUGUCUAAAGCAGCAGAUGGGCGUGGCAGGGAGCGACAGCGGGAGCCAUCGUCUACCCUGGAGGUGCCUGAUCAGCAGAGGACGCCCACCCAUCACAUACGUUCCCGUUCGGUCUCCCCGCACCGAGAGGAGCAGGGUCGCAUCCGGUCGCGGCCACCCAACGUUCCCACCCAGAGGAGUCUGGAUGACGAGCUUCCUCACACUCGUCGUUCUCGUUCACCAACGCGCUACUACGACCCUGCCAGAGGUCGCCAUCAGGGGGAAGAGUACCUGGAUGACAGGGGCCACCUCCAAAGUGGUGCGUCUCUUUCCUCCUCAGUGACGUCCUCCUCAGCCCGCAGAGUGAGACAGCUCCCACAGCUUCCCCCCAAGAGCAACACCGCAGAACAAGCCCUGGUAGCAGAGGAGCGUGUUCGUGAGCUCCAAAUGAGGGUUCAUUCCAACCGGGUGUCAGCUGCUACCACCUCCAGCCAACAGGACCUGGACCGAAGCCUCAAGAACAAACAGGAGCUCUACCGGAGGAGUAGUGAAAAUGUUUCCCAUAAGUCCUCAGACAGUGAUGUCAGCGACGUGUCAGCCAUCUCUCGAACCAGCAGUGCCUCUCGCAUCAGUAGCACCAGCUACAUGUCCAUCCAGUCAGAGAGACCCCGGGGACGCUUCAGCCGAGCCAUGCGUGCGUCGGGUCGCCACAUGAUGAAGAGCACCAGCGUGAGCGAUGAGAUCUACGGCAUGGAGCACGCCGACGGCAGCCAAUCAGACACGGCACUCGGGAGCCUGGGGAGUGGGAUCAAGAAGCGGCGCUCGAGCCUCAGCCAACGUGUUGUCUCCAUCCUGCCGUCCAGACGGAGUCGCAGUACCUCUCAGCUUAGCCAGACAGAGGCGGCGGGUAAGGCGGCGGACAGACAGAAAGAGGCAACAACAGGUAAGAAGGUGGGUAAGGGCGGCAGCAGCAGCAUCCAGAGGAGCGUGGAGACGGGCAUGGCGGUGGAGUAUCCACGAGGAGGGUCAGCCAUGAACCGACAGGCCAGCAGAGAGUCGACUGAUGGCAGCAUGAACAGCUACAGCUCUGAGGGGAAUUUGAUCUUCUCAGGGAUGAGGUUGGGUGCCGACAGUCAGUUCAGUGACUUCCUGGAUGGAUUAGGCCCCGGUCAACUGGUGGGCCGACAAACUCUGGCAACACCUGCCAUGGGUGACGUUCAGAUUGGUUUGAUGGAUAAGAAAGGCCAGCUGGAGGUGGAGGUGAUCAGGGCACGAGGCCUUACCCCCAAACCAGGCUCCAAAUCCCUCCCAGCUCCCUAUGUCAAGGUAUACCUGCUGGAUAAUGGAACAUGUAAAGCCAAAAAGAAAACAAAGAUUGCACGAAAGACCCUGGAGCCGCUCUACCAGCAGCACCUGCUCUUUGAUGAGAGUCCCCAGGGCAAGGUGCUUCAGGUGAUCGUAUGGGGUGACUAUGGACGAUUGGACCACAAAUGUUUCAUGGGUGUAGCACAGAUCCUAUUGGAGGACCUGGACCUCUCAAGCACGGUGAUUGGCUGGUACAAACUUUUUCCGCCAUCUUCAUUGGUGGACCCUACAUUAGCUCCGCUCACGCGGCUGGCGUCUCAGACGUCACUGGACAGCUCAGGACCGCCGCCGGGCGUUCGGUCCUAGUGACCGGAUGGCGACCGCCUAC